Molecule: messenger RNA, 5274 nt
Organism: Lachancea mirantina
Lineage: Eukaryota; Fungi; Ascomycota; Saccharomycetes; Saccharomycetales; Saccharomycetaceae
Source: the annotation of a GenBank genome assembly
AUGUCUUCCAACUACCCCGGUGAUGCCAGCCCUUCGAGUAAUUCAGGUAUACUCUCUCAACUAGAGGAUAUACAGCAAAGAAUAAACGAUGAAACAGAAAUGGCCCUUACAUCAGGGCGAAAAACCAGAAAGAGGCAGUCUUUCACAGAUCUUUUGAGUAAAAGAGAUAAGAGAAAAUCAAUGCCGCCAUCAAUGGGCUCCAGUUCUCAUAGCGGGAUUGUGGGAUCCAAUUCUGCAAAAGAAAUGAAUUUUGUCAUUGGAUUGAGCGAGAACUUGCUUGUGGAGUGCCGGAAACUCCAGGCAGAAAAUGAAAAGAAAAAGCUCGAGCUGCGGGCUGUAAUCGAAGAAUCCCACAGAUUAGAAGAAAGAUAUACACAAUUGAAUACCAUACACCAGCAUUUGAAUUCGGAAAAUGAGAAAGUGAGACAGAUAAAUGAAAAGAUUGAUAACGAACUUCAAGCUUCGAAACAAUCUUAUCAAAAGCUGGAAGAAAGUUUUCGAGGCACACAAGCAGCAUUUGAGAUUGCAAGCCUUAAGGCGAAGGAUCUAGAGGCACAAAUUCACGAAUUGUCUUCCUCUAAAGCUCGUUUACAGGAAAAAAUCGCCGAGGAAAAGGGUAAUCAUGAUUCGCAACUUCAGCUAACAAGAGCAGAGCUGAAUAUUUUGAAGGUCGAGAAGGAAGAUUAUGAUGAUUUCAUGCAGCAAUCGGCUGCUGAAAUUACAAAUCCUGACAGCAAUCGGAAAGACCACCUCCAGAACCGAGAUCCCCAAAAUCAAUCUACUGAACGAGAAACUAUUACGCAAGAACCCCAAGAACCAUCAUUCAAAUACAGAGCUCUGGCCACAGCAGGAGCGCCAACAGCCAAUGAAGUCGUUCAUUGUCUAGUGGAACAGCUCAAAGAAUAUCAGGGAAUUAUCGAAACAAGCGAUCAUGAGUUCUUCUUAUCUCUCAGGAACCAAAAGCCUUUUCAGGAGCUAAUGAAUCUUUUCAUGUCGAUAAUUAAGAAGGAACUUCAGGAUAAUGAAAGUUCUCCGGAAAAGCUUAAAGAUAAUAACUCUCACAACUCUCUCCUCGAAGAGUUCUCUGAGGCGUUGAAAUCAGAGGGAUAUUUAUUUUGGUGUGAAAAAGGCAUCAAUUCUAAGGCUGAGCCUUCAGAAUCGCACUUCGACGUUCAUGACAAAAAGAAAGUCCAGCAUAUCCCGCAUUCAUCCUCAAACCCAUUGAAUGAUCCUCAGUCAGAGAGGAGCAGCGUAGAUUCCGAUGAGCUGAAGUAUCUAAUGAUCCCUAAGGAAGAUCUCAGAUAUAAUCAUGGGACUGAACUCAAUAAAUUGAAGGAGGCUUUUUCAGCUUACGAGAAGCGGCUCUUGACCGAAGAUGAAUACAGUGACCUUAUCAAUCCUUCAAGAAAAAAGAUCGAGGAAAUGGCAUACAGUUUUAACUGCACCAUAAUCUCGACGGAGAAGCUUGACGCUCUGGAGCAUCCCUCUCUAGAGGAGCUUGAAAAGAAAAUUCGAGGUCAUGAACGGGAGAUCAUACCUGUCAACACUUUCGCAGAGCUCCGAAAAAAGUCAGACCAGGUGAACAACUUUAUGCAACUUUAUUUUCCCAAUGAAGAUUGGUCAGACACUGACGGAAAUUUAUUGGAAUCUGUUUUUAAACGUGCCUGUGAUCCGACUCUGAACGAAUUAAAAGCUGCUCUUGAAUCCCUCAGCCCCGAAAAAUUUGAUGAGGUCCUUGUGUGGAUGAUUGAUCAUUUAGGAUCUUCGACGAAGGCUUUCUGGGAAACUGGGUUUCUUGAGCUAAGCACGGACUUUCUUUCUCAACUUGAUGUUAUUUAUUCCAAUUUUGAAGUAUCCAGACUCCAAGCCUUUAUGGUAUCGAGGUCCUUUCUUGCAGAACUAUUAAUAAGCUUGAAAACACCAAAGCUAAUCUUCUUAGAAGAGAAAUGUCGUCAGCUGAAAAAGCUAGUUAUCGAUGAAUCGUAUUUUCGUGAGAUGGAGGAACAUUUUAAGCGACCUCCUGUUAAUCACCUGAAGAACAUGGCUGAUGCUGAGGGUUUAGCUCUUAUUGAGAAAGCAGAUCUCGACAAUCUCAAUGAGUUACUUGCCAGCCCUAGUGAAAGUUACCUCAAAGAAAAAGCCCGGGAUGCAGGAAUGGUAAUUUUCGAAAGAUCUCGAUAUGAAGAUCUUCUGCAAGAAAAAGAUAAACCUAAUUUAGAAGUCGUCACAACGAGAGCCGCCGACUUUGACCUCGUUGUUAUUAGUCGUUUGCAGCUUCAAGAAAUGAAGGCAGCCUUUGAUGAGCCUUUGCUCGAGUAUUUGGAGGCGAAGGCAACCCAAGCCCACAAGCUUAUUGUUGAUGAACAGGAAUACCGAAACCUUCUUGCUGAAUUGGAAAAUCCUUCAAUGGAGUAUCUUGUAGAAAAAGCGCAGCUGCACGGUAAACAUUUAACCUCAGAGGACGAAUAUUCUACUUUACAAAACGUUGACAAAUCCUUAUCGGAACAAAGUAUCACGGAUGUCACUAGAACUCUCUCGAGCCACUCCAGACAACCGAAUUUUGAUGGCUUACAUACUUGCUCAGCUCCUGGAAGCGCGAACCUCACGGAGCCCACUCGUGACGAUCAUAUACAAAGCCCUUCAUCUUCCAACAAGGAUACAGGGCCCAACCCUACGGUCUUUGCAUCAAGCAUAGACGGCGCAACUUCGAAGCACUUCCCUCGCGGUCUCAGGAAGCCUGUUGUCGACGCUGCUGACGCUGCUGACGCUGAUAAAACAUCUAAACCUAAGGAGGGAAUCAGUCAGACCGGAUUGAAGUCCUCACAACCUUCGUUCCCUCCAAAUUUUGACAAGAAUGAACAAGGGGAUUCCUGCAACGAGCAAGCCGAAUUGACGAUGACAGAUAUUUAUCGUGCCGCUGAAAACCUUAACCUUGCUGUUAUGUCAUUACGCGAGUAUGAGGAACUCUCAGCUGCUACGAUAUCAGACGGACGAAACAAGGAGAAUGAGGGCACGACCUUGGCACGGAACCCGACAAUAUGCUCCUUUAGUGCUUCCGAAGCAUCUUCAUCUUUAACACAGGGAAGUUUUAUUACCGCCAAUGACGGUAAUUUCUCUUCUUCUGAAGUGAAUGGAGGCCUUCCUUCAAACUUCAUUUUUGGUGAUUCAGAAUCACACCAUUCCCUAACCCAUUCUGGUCACACCGUUGCCAUAGAACCUCGGAAGAGUAAUGACUCAACUUCGGUAACAUCGACCAUCCGCGAGAAGUCUUCCUUAAGUUUAGAUUCUAUAAAGAACCUUGCCGGAGACCUCGGCUAUGAAUUAGUUCCGAUUGAAGAUGCACGGCUAAGAGUUCUACGAUCUCGUUCUGCUGCCUCACAUAGUUCUCUCCAAGAGGGCCAAGAAAAAUCGAAUAGUCUCGGCAAGAGCUCGGCGCUUGACGAGAAGCCCCAAAACGAUACCGAAGAAAAUUCUUCAAGAGAUAACUCCAACACCGGGAAGGUGAGAGAAGUUGAGUCUGUGGAUAGUGUUAUUGAGGGCGAUCAUCCUGGAUCACCAACGGAAUCGCUCGAAUAUUCUGUUGAUCCAGAAUACACCGAGGCUUCUAACGUAAAACAUUCGCAUGAAACCUCAGAUAGUAAUCUGAGCGCAAUGCUUGCCGCAAGCAAUAAGCCGUUCCAAUCGAAAUUUGAGCCUAUCAAGCCGACGAAAAAGGAAGAGGGUAAGGACCCAGAAGGUGCCUUUGAUGGCGAAGUCGUGGAUCUAAGGUUUAGUCCUACGCUUGGACAGGCUUCGAUAGCGUUUGAAAUUCCUCUGAAGUCCAAGUCGCUUAAUGAUAUCGAAACUUUGAAAUCCCAUGAGCUGAUUAAUCUGGAUGUGCGAAAACUGGGAGAUGUCAGAUCGGGGAUGGUGAAAACGUCCCAUGGUUUCAGCUUCGAUGAACUUAUCAUUAAAGCCACGGAGCUCGAUUUGGUUCCAAUACAUAAAGAGCAGUUCGAGCAAAUAAAGAAGGAAUUGUCAAACCCAACGCUAACGAAGCGCCAAAUACAAGAAUACGCUAAAAAUUUUCAUUUGGUUACCCUUGAGAACGACCAAUAUGAGCGCUUGACUGGUAGAUUGGGUGAGCAGGCCAAUCCUGAUGCUACAGACGGAUUCACCCAUCAAGAAACUCCACAACCACAUUUAAACCAAAGUCAAAAUGCCGAUAGCCCUCUAAAAUUGACCGGAAGUGAAAUUCAGAAGGCAGCAAAAAAUUUUGGUUUUAUCUGCAUACCUAGUUCUGCUUUUAUUCCUACCUCUUCUUUGAGCUUCCCAGAUCCAAGUCAGGUCGUUCUUCUUCCGGCCUCCUACUACGAAAGCUUAAGUCUAAGAGCGAAGCAGACUUGGGAAGAAGUAACCGACGAGGAGUUACAGGCUGAAGUAAGACAUCGAGGGUUGCAGUUGGUACAACGCCAGGAAGGUACACCCUGGUUUCCUUUAGCUCAAGACCGAAUCACCCGGCAAAAUACGGUUCAUUCAACCCGCUCCAAUGAGUCAACCGCCAGAAGAAGUCUUGCUGAGGCAGCAGCCUCUGCUGCCUACUCGGAGUAUGAACAUCAGCAUUUGAAGGAUGUGGGAUUUUCGCGCUCUUCAUCGAUGAGCAGACAACCUAACCGAGUGCCAGAGCGCGAAGUUCGGACCCCUUCCAAAAAGUCCUUCGAUGCCACGGCGUCUCUUGCAACGUUCGCGUCGUUAAAUGAACCUAGCAUCAUUCCAGCACUUACGCAGACAGUCAUCGGAGAAUACCUAUUCAAGUACUUUCGGCGAUUGGGACCCUUGCUGAAAGCAGAGGGGCGCCACGAGAGAUACUUUUGGAUACAUCCUUACACUUUGACACUCUACUGGUCAACGUCAAAUCCCGUUCUCGAAAACCCGUCCAGCACAAGAGCGAAGGCAGUGGCUAUAUUGGGAGUCGAGAGUGUCGAGGACUUAAAUCCGUAUCCUACCGGACUCUACAAUAGGACAAUUGUCAUCACCACAGAGACAAAGCCACUCAGAAUAACAUGUCCGACAAAACAACGUCACAACAUAUGGUUUAACUCGCUGAGGUAUUUACUGAAAAGAAGCAAAGAGAGUCACGGUAUGGAUAAUAACAACAAUUCUCAAUUAUCAAAUUUUCCAGGUGAAAGUUUCAAGCAGGCUCAUCGAAGGCUUUCGUUUACUAGACGACCCAUGCCUUCCUUUCGUAUCAAAAAUCGAUCCAGGUCUACUCGGUCCUUACGGACAUCGCAAUAA